Salvelinus fontinalis (brook trout) is the source of this 3160-nucleotide messenger RNA. RefSeq names its product neuroglobin-like. NCBI's taxonomy places the organism in Eukaryota, Metazoa, Chordata, Actinopteri, Salmoniformes, Salmonidae. The record is from RefSeq and is a predicted model, not a curated record. The transcript has 5 exons. Bases 508 to 1098 code for a protein of 196 amino acids. Gene Ontology annotation, molecular function: heme binding; oxygen binding.
CCUGCGCUCUGGAUAUCACUGAAUCCCAUUCAUGCUGGAUGGUGUAGCCCAGUGGUUUCCAAUCUGUGUUCCGGGGUAUUGUAGGUCGUCUGUGACUAUUUUAGAUGUUUUAUGAUAAAUAAAUGAAUUCUAAUAACAGUUGGGAUUAUUAAUGUUAUUAUAAGAAAUGUUAGUUUACUUUUCACAAUCAAAAUGUUUUAAUAAUAAAAAUAGCAUUUUAAUGUGUUACAUUCAUUUCUAAAAAUGAACUGCUAAAAUAUUUUAUGUAAAAAAAAAUGUACGAAUCGCCGAGCUUUUGAAUGCGAUUUGGUGGUCCCCGGAACGGAACAUUUUGGGAACCUCUGGUGUAGCCUAGAUUUACAGCUAUACGCGCAAGAGGAGUAUACGUGAACCAUAUGCCAGGGGAGCAGACCUUUCUCACGGCAGUAAUUCGGUUAUUUUUGCGUCUGUUGUGUAUUACUAAAGUAGGUUACCUACAUUUAAGUUAAUUGUACUGUAGCAAGAAGCAUGGGCUGCGCAAUAUCAGGACUGGCACCAAAAACACUUGGAGAGACAAAAACGGAAGAAGAUGUUGCGCAUCUCAACGAGAAGCAAAUCCAGAUGAUCAAAGAGUCCUGGAAAGUUAUCCAGGAGGACAUUGCGAAAGUUGGAAUUAUUAUGUUCGUCAGGUUAUUUGAGACCCAUCCAGAAUGCAAGGAUGUAUUCUUCCUGUUCCGAGACGUGGAGGACCUUGAGACGUUACGUACCAGCCGGGAGCUGAGGUCGCAUGGCCUACGAGUAAUGUCCUUCAUUGAGAAAAGUGUGGCUAGACUGGACCAGCUGGAGAGACUAGAGGUUCUGGCUGUGGAACUAGGGAUGAGCCAUUACCAUUACAACGCCCCACCCAAAUACUACAGCUAUGUAGGAGCAGAAUUCAUCUGUGCUGUCCAACCCAUUCUCAAAGAGAGAUGGACCCCUGAGCUUGAGGAGGCAUGGAAGACCCUGUUCCUGUACCUGAGCAGGCUUAUGAAGCAGGGCUACCAGGAGGAGACAAGCCGACAUCACCAUGAGGCAGAAUCCCGCAAGGAAAGGCCAGAGAAGAGGAACACACCCAGAUGAGAGGCCUGGCUAUGGCUGGCCUCCACCCAGAGACUGUUGAGCAUAGCACAAAAAUGUGGCACGUGGCUUUUAGCUGUGUAUAUAGUGUAUUUAUCGCUUACAGUAUUCAUUUUCUACAUACAGUUGAAAUUGGAAGUUUGUAUACACUUAGGUCGGAGUAGUUUUUCAACCACUCCACAAAUUUCUUGUUAACAAACUAUAGUUUCGGCAAGUCGGUUAGGACAUCUACUUUGUGCAUGACACAAGUCAUUUUUCCAACAAUUGUUUACAGAUUAUUUCACUUAUAAUUCACUGUAUCACAAUUCCAGUGGGUCAGAAGUUUACAUACACUAAGUUGACUGUGCCUUUAAACAGCUUGGAAAAUUCCAGAAAAUGUCAUGGCUUUAGAAGAUUCUGAUAGGCUAAUUGACAUCAUUUGAGUCAAUUGGAGGUGUACCUGUGGAUGUAUUUCAAGGCCUACCUUCAAACUCAGUGCCUCUUUGCUUGACAUCAUGGAAAAAUCAAAAGAAAUCAGCCAAGACUUCAGAAAAAAAAUUGUAGACCUCCACAAGUCUGGUUCAUCCUUGGGAGCAAUUUCCAAAUGCCUGAAGGUACCACGUUCAUCUGUACAAACAAUAGUACGCAAGUAUAAACACCAUGGGACCACGCAGCCGUCAUACCGCUCAGGAAGGAGAUGCGUUCUGUCUCCUAGAGAUGAACGUACUUGUGAGAAAAAUGCAAAUCAAUCCCAGAACAACAGCAAAGGACCUUGUGAAGAUGCUGGAGGAAACGGGUACAAAAGUAUCUAUAUCCACAGUAAAACAAGUCCUAUAUUGACAUAACCUGAAAGGCCCCUCAGAAAGGAAGAAGCCACUGCUCUAAAACCGCCAUAAAAAAAGCCAGACUACGAUUUAAAACUGCACAUGGAGACAAAGAUCGUACUUUUUGGAGAAAUGUCCUCUGGUCUGAUGAAACAAAAAUAGAAUUGUUUGGCCAUAAUGACUCUCUUUAUGAUUGGAGGAAAAAGGGGGAGGCUUGCAAGCCGAAGAACACCAUCCCAACUGUGAAGCACGGGGGUGGCAGCAUCAUGUCGUGAGGGUGCUUUGCUGCAGGAGGGACUGGUGCACUUCACAAAAUAGAUGGCUUCAUGAGGAAGGAAAAUUUGUGGAUAUAUUGAAGCAACAUCAGUCAGGAAGUUAAAGCUUGGUUGCAAAUGGGUCUUCCAAAUGAACAAUGACCCCAAGCAUACUUCCAAAGUUGUGGCAAAAUGGCUUAAGGACAACAAAGUCAAGGUACUGGAGUGGCCAUCAUAAAGCCCUGACCUCAAUUCUAUAAAAAAUUUGUGGGCAGAACUGAAAAAGUGUGUGCGAGCAAGGAGGCCUACAAACCUGACUCAGUUACACCAGCUCUGUCAGGAGGAAUGGGCCAAAAUUCACCCAACUUAUUGUGGGAAGCUUGUGGAAGGCUACCCGAAACGUUUGACCCAAGUUAAACAAUUUAAAGGCAAUGCUACCAAAUACUAAUUGUGUGUGUAAACUUCUGACCCACUGGGAAUGUGAAUAAAUAAAUAAAAUCUGAAAUAAAUAAUUCUCUAUUAUUCUGACAUUUCACAUUCUUAAAAUAAAGUGGUGAUCCUAACUGACCUAAGACAGGGAAUUUUUACUAGGAUUAAAUGUCAGGAAUUGUGAAAAACUGAGUUUAAAUGUAUUUGGCUAAGGUGUAUGUAAACUUCCGACUUUAACUGUAGCUCAUAUUAUUAGGCAUAGUGUUAUCAGACUAUAAUGUAAAGUUAAACGGCGUAUUCCUUAUUUCAACAAAACGCUGCCAGAUUGUUAUUUAUUCCAACAAAGCACUUAUUUCUCAUUUUACAGUAACAAUUUGUAUUCCUCAUCAAUGACAUUGUGAUAAACGUCAUCGUUUAUGAUAAAUUACAUCAUUCAUCUGACAUUUGUGUUAAAAGCUGCAGCUGUUUGUCAUUCACUGGAAAGUAAUUAUAAUCCUUAAUGAUAAUUAUCAUGGUUAGGUUUACACCCAGUAAGGAAAACCAAGCCUGUUGAUUAAAAACUAAAUGUAUCAAGUACAA